This is a messenger RNA of Pyricularia oryzae 70-15, 1346 nucleotides long. RefSeq names its product ribokinase. The transcript has a single exon. Gene Ontology annotation, molecular function: ribokinase activity. Lineage: Eukaryota; Fungi; Ascomycota; Sordariomycetes; Magnaporthales; Pyriculariaceae. Gene Ontology annotation, biological process: D-ribose metabolic process. Bases 235 to 1215 code for a protein of 326 amino acids. The record is from RefSeq and is a predicted model, not a curated record.
ACCUGACCAAAAUAGUUCGUAUAGAACAUCAUCCAAGUUAAGUAUCAUUUAUUUGCUGCACUAAAGUCACCUAGGUUGCCGUCAAGCGGAAUCGUCACUUCUCGCAACCAUUUGAUUUCCCACCAACACCCAGCGGUUGGCUACUAGACUCAGCAUUGAGCGAGCAUACCCCGCCCAACAAGAAAUUAACAGACAAACAAACAAACGUAAACAACCAACCAUCCCUCAUUAACAAUGGCCCAAACGCCACUAAUCACCGUCUUGGGCUCCCUGAACAUCGACCUGGUGUCGUAUGUGCCCCACCAUCCCCUACCGGGAGAGACCCUCACGGCAAACUCCUUCGCCGUCUCCCCGGGCGGGAAGGGAGCCAACCAAGCCAUCGCCUGUGCCAAGCUCUCGAGGCCGCAGAGCGACAAGACGGCGGCGACGGCCAACGUGCGCAUGGUGGGCGCGGUUGGCGCCGACUCAUACGGCAGCUUGCUGCGCAGCAAUCUCGAGGGCCACGGCGUCGACGUCUCGGGUGUGGCGGUGCGCGCGGACCCGGCAAAGACGGGCCUGGCCAUCAUCGUGGUCGACGAGCCGACGGGCCAGAACCGCAUCAUCCUCAGCCCCGAGAGCAACCACGACCUGGACAAGGCUGUAGCCAUCGAGGCCGGACUCAAGGACAAGCCCGACCUGCUCAUCAUGCAACUCGAGGUCCCCAUCCCCGUCGUCUUGGAGGCGAUGCAGGCCGCGCGCACCGCCAGCGUCCCUGUGCUGCUGAACCCGGCCCCCGCGGUCGAGCUGCCCGCCUCGGCGUUCGAGGGCCUCGAGCAUCUCAUCGUUAACGAGACGGAGGCGUCGGUGCUUGGCCGCGUGGCCGAGUCGGUCCUGGACACGGAGGAAGGACUGCGGUCGGUGGCGGACGGGUUCGUGAAGGCGGGCGUGCGCAACGUCGUCAUCACCCUCGGCGGCAGGGGGGUUUACUUCCUCCAGGGGUGGACGGGCAAGGCGGCUCUGGUGCCGGCGCUCAAGGCGACCGUUGUUGACACCACCGCGGCGGGCGACACGUUUGUUGGCAUGUAUGCGCUAGCUGCCGUUGCGGCGUCCAAGGCGGGCGUCGAUUUCGAUGCAGAGGCUGCGGUUAGGACGGCUAACAAAGCGGCUGCCAAGACGGUGGAGAGGAAGGGUGCACAGGAUUCUAUUCCAUGGAGAGAUGAGUUGGAGGGGCAAUAGCCGGAAGUAGCUGGUGAGCGAGAGGAAGCUGCGAGAGAUUAUGGUACCAAAAGCCCCGGUCCCCAAUCAGGGGAAGAUAGAUGCAUCAUGUGAAGAAAAAAUCGAAUCAAACAUGCCGCGUUUCCCCAGAA